AUGUCCUGCAAGAAAUUAGGAAAAUUAGGCUCUGCGUGGUGGCAGAAAAGUAGGGGGACCACGCCUUUGUCAAGAUAUGCAAAAAUUCAAGCUUUUGCGUGUGGAAGCCUGGCCUCUGGUGGUUUGGAUAGCAAUGGGGGGAAAUGUUGCAAAAACGGCCCUAACAGCGAGUCGAACCCAAGUACAAAUGGAGUGUCCGUUCCUCCGUCGUCUUCCUCUCCGGCUCAUAGGCACCAUGUCGUGGGCAAGAAGCGUGGCGAAGAGUCCAUCGGUGCAUCUGGACGCUCAUUUUCCUCCACCGCUCCUAAGAUCGACCCAAAGAUCUACUUGUGGGCUCGGUAUAACGAAAUGAAGCGGCUGGUGCACGACCUGAUACCUCCUGGUGUGUGCAACCUGUUAAAUCCCUCAACCAUUUACGCCAACAAUGAGGUCAACUUGGCUGAGGUGGACAUCUAUGGGUUCGACUAUGACUAUACACUUGCCCUCUACUCCAGCGCUUUGGAUGCCAUGAUCUACAACAAAGCUCGAGACUUUCUCAUCGAGCACUACAAGUAUCCGCAGGACAUUAGCAAGUAUGACUAUAUCCCCAACUUUGCAGCACGGGGCCUUCAUUAUGAUAUUCAGAAGGGGCUCUUGAUGAAAAUAGAUGCUUUCCAUUACAUCCAGCCGGGGACAGUGUACAGAGGGUUAAGUCCGCUUUCUGAUGAGGAAGUUCUGCGGCUCUAUGAUGGCACGCAUCACGUUCCUCUUCACCAAGUCAGCGGCUUCUACGGCAAGGGCCCUAAAAUGAAGCAAUUUAUGGAUGUGUUCUCCAUCCCAGAAAUGACUCUCCUUGCCGUUGCCAAUGACUACUUCAUCACCAAUGACAUAGACUAUGAUCCUGUGCACCUCUACAAGGACGUGUCUGAUGCUGUAGGAAUGGUACACAUUAAAGGCUACAUGUACAAGUGGAUCAUGCAGGACCUGGAAAAGUACAUCCUGCGAGGAGACGAGACCUACGCCGUCCUCCACCGGCUGGUCAGCAACGGCAAGAAGCUCUUCCUCAUCACCAACAGCCCCUUUAGCUUUGUGGACAAAGGCAUGAAGUACAUGGUUGGAAAGGACUGGAGGGAUUUCUUUGACGUGAUUAUAGUUCAGGCCGACAAACCACACUUCUUCAAUGAUUGUGUAAAGCCGUUCAGGCGUUUGGACAGCAAUGGUGACCUUCAGUGGGACAAAAUCAAAUGUUUGGACAAAGGCCAAAUCUAUAAACAGGGAAACCUGUUUGAUUUCUUGAGGUUGACUGGUUGGAGGGGAUCCAAGGUAUUCUAUUUCGGGGACCAUCUUUACAGUGACCUGGCAGACCUGAUGCUCCGGCACGGCUGGCGGACUGGGGCCAUUGUUCCUGAGCUGGAGAUGGAGACGAAGGUGGUGAACACAGAGCAGUAUGCUCAGAGCCUGACCUGGCUGCAGGCUCUCACCGGGCUCCUGGAACGCAUGCAGCUGCAUCGUGAUCCUGAGUCCAAGAAGGUUCUCCAGGACUGGCUGAAGGAGAGGGAGGAGCUGCGGGCCGUGACCAAGAACCUGUUCAACCCUCAGUUUGGCAGCAUCUUCCGCACCUGCCACAACCCCACGUACUUCUCGCGCCGCCUGUGCCGCUUCUCUGACCUCUACAUGGCAUCCAUCAGCUGCCUGCUGAAUUACGACCUGUCCUACACCUUCUACCCUCGCCGCACACCUUUACAGCACGAAGCUCCACUGUGGAUGGACCAGCUGUGCACUGGCUGCAUGAAGACGCCCUUCCUGGAGGAGAUGGCCCACAUCCGCUGAGACACACGUACUGGACACACUGUGUAUUUAUAUAUUUAAUAUAUAUACAUACACACAUACUGUUAGCAACACUUACAAACUGAAACAUAGGUCAAUGCUGCUCUUUGCCUGGGAUGGUGCUAUUGUACUUUGCAAGCAAGUCACAGGUUAGACAAGGUUUCCAUUAAUGGUUCCAUUACUGGUAAUACCUAAAAACAGAAAUGGUCUCACUUCAGCGUUUGCUUUACUUUAAGUGCAGUAUACACAGCUUGACUGUGGAAAUCCAAAUUAUGCAUAUAGUUUGGUGUGAAACUGGACGUUGUUAGGUUUAAGACUCUCUGGCACUUUUGAACAAAAUAAACGAAAUUUCAGUGUCAUUUUUUACCUUUUCCUGCCACUUCUCUUGAUGCUGAACUUCAGCUUUUGAAAGCGUAUACCUUGGAAACGUGCCACUAAGGGUGACAAAGUACGCAUGAGUCUCUUGUUAAGCUAAAGGAGGGUUUGUGGGGCCGGCAGCUGGGUAAUGAGCAAAGAUCCAGCCGUAGAAUAGUGUUGGAAAGGUAUGUAGCAUUGUGUUGUCGGGACAGGGAGCCAAUGUAAGCUGGGUUACUGUUGGAGGGGGAAAAAUAUGAGCUGUAAUUACCAAGAACUCUGCUUGCAAAUGUGAAGUAUUGCGAUAUUUUCUUGUGUUUACUGGUGAUUUGGAAAAGUGUAUCCGAAACAUCUUUGUUUGAAUCAAAACCUUGGGUUCGCAGUGGUAUGUGGUAAGGUGGUGGUAGGGCGAGCAGCCUGCUUUAAUAGCCUUUAGUAUUUAACGUGAAACAUGGACUUAGCAUAGCUGCUGGGGGAUGUAACAGCCAAAUCCUAUAAAAGCGCACAACAUGAUGCUAGGAUUUUUUUUUUAAUACUUAAUGUACUAUAUUCUUUGGAUUUCUUGUUUGAGAAUUCAUAAUAAAAGUUUUAUACUGAG
Messenger RNA from Paramormyrops kingsleyae, 2758 nucleotides. RefSeq names its product 5'-nucleotidase domain containing 2 (gene nt5dc2). NCBI's taxonomy places the organism in Eukaryota, Metazoa, Chordata, Actinopteri, Osteoglossiformes, Mormyridae. The record is from RefSeq and is a predicted model, not a curated record. Gene Ontology annotation, molecular function: 5'-nucleotidase activity.